Messenger RNA from Mesorhabditis belari, 609 nucleotides. The record is from the annotation of a GenBank genome assembly. Lineage: Eukaryota; Metazoa; Nematoda; Chromadorea; Rhabditida; Rhabditidae.
AUGAUUUCACAUAAGAAUACCAUUUCGCCGAAACAAUUGGAAUCGAAUUUCCUGGAAGUAUCCACUCGACAUUUUGAGGAACUUAUUCUGGGAACUCGCAAGAAAGCUAACUGUUCUCAACAAAUGCACUGUGAAGAAACGACGAUCCACUUGCCGGCAGGGUUAGGGAAACGAUUUCUGUGCAAAUUGAUGAAUAGUAUCGGCCCUCGUCUCGGAACCGCCAAUUGUUUUACACAAACGCCACCAGGAGGUGCACACAAUGCAGUUCAUGCUUACGAUGCACUAGGAUUGGUUCCGCAUACUGUCAACUACUUCAUCUGUUGCAAGAAAUGCGAACAACGAAUUGAAGGACCCGAUGAGACUUUGGUACAACAUGCAAUCAACCACUCAAACAAGAAGCGUUUCUCGUGUUCUCGCUGUGGAAUUGAGGAAAAUGAGAGGUGUCGUGUCGCCUCUCAUAGACCAAUUUGUCCAUUUCGUGGAAAGAAAGCUCGGAUACACGAUAGAAUUUCCGACGACGUGGUUCGCGAGUCGUGGUCUAAAGUCUUCAUCGAAUGUUUUACGGAGGCUCGCGAGGAGAAUUUCAUUAAUGGGUUGUCCGCAUUGAUA